ACCUUGAAUAAGAUACUCCCUAAAUAUUUUUGUAAUUAAAGUCAAAGCAAUAAUGCUCGAAUUAAUUGCAACUAUUUUUAUUAUUUCAUCAAUUUUAAUUUACAUUUAUUUGGGAUGGAAUUUCAAUUACUGGAAAACAAGAGGAAUUCGCGGUCCAAAGCCUUCAAUUUUAAAUGGAAAUUUCGGAAAGUCUUCCCGCGGCGAACGUAACUUUGUCGAUGAACUUAAUGACACUUAUUUGAAUUAUAAGAACAAUGAAAAAUUCGUUGGAAUAUUUAUAUCAAGAGAUCCUAAACUCUUCAUCAUAGAUCCAGAAAUAGCUCGACAAAUUCUGUUGACAAACUUUAGCAGUUUCUAUGACAAUGAGUCUUCGAGAUGGUCAGUACCAAAAAUUGAGCUACUCCGAAUGCAAAGCCCGUUUGUUUGCACUGGAGAAACCUGGAAGGAGAAGCGUUCGGAAAUAGUUCCAGCCUUAACAAUGAGCAGGCUGCGUUCAUCAUAUCCAGCGAUGCAGAAGAUUGCUAAAAAGUUAGCAGACUUUAUCAGAUCAAAUAGUGGAAAGGAACUCGACGCAAAAGAGCUUUCUUGCCGAUUCACUUCGGAAGUAAUUUCUGACUUUGUUUGGGGAAUAAAUGCAAACGCCUUCGAAUCACAAAAAGUCUGUCAAAUUCAUGAAAUAGCUAAUGGAAUGAUAAGUCAGUCUCAGAAAUGUGUUGGAUAUUAUCAAAAAACUGAAGCUUGGCCAUUUUUAAGGAAACUAAUGCCCCAGCGUUUUUUCCCCAAGGCUUCUGAUGACUUUUUUACCCAAUUAACAAAUAACUUAAUUUCACAUAGAUUGGAAAACCCCAACGAGCGUUUUGACUUCAUAAAUCAUUUAAUAAGUCUUUCCAAUAAAAAGUCACUGACGGCACCUCAAUUAGCAGGACACUGUACAACAGUUCUGGUGGACGGUUUUGAAAGUGCAGCUAUUGCAAUAAGUCAUUGUUUGUUGUUGCUUGGUCGUAAUAAAUCAGCCCAAGAGAAACUUCGAAAUGAAAUUAUGGAAAGUUUUGAUGAUGGGGAAAAUGAUAUCAGUUUUGAAAAAUUGAAUGAACUUCCAUAUCUUGAUCAGUGUAUUUAUGAAACUCUUCGUAUAUUUCCACCUCUGCCGGUUUUUAGAAAAUUCUGCACUUCACCAACGAUUCUUGAAAAUUCCGAUGGUUGUAAAAUUCGUCUAAAACCAGGAGAUAGUGUUUUCAUAUCAGCUUACUCUUUCCACAAAGACGAAGAAAUAUUCGAGAAUCCUGAGGAGUUUAGACCCGAAAGAUUUGAUCCAGAUGUUGGAGGAUAUCGAAAAUAUCGUGAAAGUGGUGUAUUUCUUCCAUUUGGUGAUGGUCCAAGAAUGUGUUUAGGAUUAAAACUUGGUCUUCUAGAAACAAAGGUAUCAGUUGCAGAAAUCGUAAGAAACUUUCAAAUCAGCGUAAGUAGUUCAACGAGAUUGGAUAAUUUAACUGAUCCCAACGGUUUUCUGUUAUCUGUAAAAGGAGGAAUUAUACUAAAUUUUACGCCGCUGAAGUAAUUUGUUAACAAUUAAUAAUAAUUAAAGAAAAUGUAAAGACCCGAAAAUAUUUUUAAGGAAU
This is a messenger RNA of Eupeodes corollae, 1619 nucleotides long. Its product is annotated as probable cytochrome P450 28d1. Gene Ontology annotation, molecular function: iron ion binding; oxidoreductase activity, acting on paired donors, with incorporation or reduction of molecular oxygen; heme binding. Bases 53 to 1558 code for a protein of 501 amino acids. The record is from RefSeq and is a predicted model, not a curated record. The transcript is spliced from 8 exons. NCBI's taxonomy places the organism in Eukaryota, Metazoa, Arthropoda, Insecta, Diptera, Syrphidae.